UAACAAGUACUGGUAGCCUCUCUGUUUAUCUCUGAGUAGUUUAAUAUGGAAGAAGGUCUGUCUGUUCUGUUUUUGGUUAUAAGGUUACCUCAUAACCAGCAUAUUUUGUACAAAACCUAUAAUCAAAGUCUAAAGCUAUCAAUUAGACAGUGUCGUCUUUGUUCAAUUUAUACCCAGUCUAAACAUGGACAAGGUGAAGCCCUGGUAUUUGUGGUUUCUUUUUAAUGUCCUUUAAUGAGAAUGGACUUAAGGCUAAACAAAUCUUCCCAUGUUCCAUUUCGAUAAAUAUCCCUCCCCCAUUGUUUUGCCACAUUGUGAUUGUGAGAAUCUUUUGACGAGUUGAAUUAUUCUAGUCUCAUAACUACUGCUCUUUCUAUGGCUUAUUUUGAUUUAUUGCUUAUUACUUUCACAUUUAAAUUGACAUCUUUGGGGAAAUAUGUUUGCUUUCAGGGUUGUGAUAGUUCAAUGGAUGACUGCGUCUACCAUGUUAUCUGUCCCUGUUGUACAUUAAGCCAGGAAGCCAGAACUUUGGAAAUGAACAAUGUCCAAGAUGGCACUUGGCAUGGCCGGGGUGAUACAAUAUGCAUAGGAAGCUAUAGUGAAGGGAGCAGAGCCUUCUUUGAGCUACACCCACCUCCUGUCUCAACCAAGUGUCCUGAUCCCUGCAGCAUGCAGAAGAGUGCAGAUGUUGUGAUCACUCUUGAGCCUGGGAAGCUGUGAAAUCAGAGCUAUUGAUCCAUUCUUCCCUGUGCGCUGCUUUUAGAAAGUAUCGACUCUGCUUACUUCCUGUCCAAUUUCUUGCUCUAGGGAGCAGUAUCACGGUUGCUGCAUUGAGGAUCUACAUUUGGAAGUAGUAGUGGCAACGCCAGGAAGUAUAUAGCGUUUGCUGCCUGAUUUGUACCCUUGCAUCCAAAUCGAUGGGGAUGCUGACCUUUUCAAACUCGUGAUGAAGAUGUUUCGAGUCCGUGUACAUAGUAGACAAGUUGUUUUUAUUCUUGUGGUUUUUUUUUUACCACCCCGUUUCUCCUUAUAUCCUUUAAUUGUUUUAUUGCCAAAUGAUGGAAACAAAGUCAUUAUUUUCUGUUCGUCUAAAAGAAUUUGCUGUUAUGAACCAUCAUCAUACUUGAUUUGGGAUUGAA
Pistacia vera is the source of this 1139-nucleotide messenger RNA. RefSeq lists its product as uncharacterized. The record is from RefSeq and is a predicted model, not a curated record. The transcript has 2 exons. NCBI's taxonomy places the organism in Eukaryota, Viridiplantae, Streptophyta, Magnoliopsida, Sapindales, Anacardiaceae. Bases 376 to 720 code for a protein of 114 amino acids.